AUGGCCGCAGCAGGUGCAAGCUCGCGGCUUGCCCAGCCGGAGCACUCGGUCUCGCAACACGGUCGUGUGUGGCGGGGCCACGGGUCAGCAUACAGGGGUGCAAGUCAUGGCAAGAAGCGACCUUUUGCCACGGCCCAUCGUCACGAAUCCGGGGGCGGGCUCAUGCCAAACCGCGGCACUGCAGGCGUUGGGCGUUGGGCGUUGGGCGUUGGGCGACGUAACGGGUACUCACGGGCUGACUUAUCAUCCAACCGUACAGGUAGAGAAAAAGCAUCUCCUCAUUCGAAUGGCACAGUUGGCAACUCACGCAAGUCGACCGGCGACUUGAUAGGCAGACCCGACCUCGUGACUCAUUCCCAGCCCCCGAUCCGGACCACAGGCCCACCCCGACCCCGACCGCCGGCGAGCAAGGAUGAGCUCCGUCCUACACAAUGCCUGUACGAAAUGUGCCGACACAAGAAGCACGGCAGGUUUCUACGAUGACGACGCCUCCAAAACACACUUGUUGAUAUGGACAUGGUCGCACACGAAAACCCAUCCACUAUCACGAAUGAUUUCCGCUCGAGUAUGCUGCACCUCGCGAUCCGCGCGUGGGGUCGGAGCCUAAAUCCUGAUUCCUGACACCGGACCCCCCCCUCCCCCCUCCAGCCACAUCCUCUGACGGAUGUCGCGCGCCCGACGACGCCCACAUGUCCAUCACGACGCACACCCCUUUGGACGGAUUAUUAACCGAAAUUUCCUUCGCAAAGGGGACAAGACAGGGUACUUACUUGUAUCCACAAUUCAAGCCAGAGAGACAACCAAGGAUGCAGCGUUUCUUCAACGACCUUGAUUCCGCCCGCGAUGAUGAUGGUUUCCCCGCUGCUUGAUCGAAGAUCACUCCCGUAUAGAGCACAUACGUGUCCCGACGCUGGCAAGCAAGAUCCCAGUGUCUACGAAGCCAAGUCGCCAUGCAAACAUGUCCUCAAUGUGCAACCUUCUCUGUGCCCUUAUGCGGGCUAAAGCCAGCGAAUUGGUCCUUGUCGAGAACAUCACCCCUUUGGACCCCUAACAAUACUUGUCAGUGAUGGAGCGGCAGUAUGCAAUCCGCAAUCUUGCUCCGCGUCGCCCAAACGACAUGCAUGGCAGUUGGGAGGCGUCAAACCUUCAACUCCUUUCCGCCCAGCUUGGACCGUUGCCCGUUGUGCGAAUUAAGGAAGACGAAGGGUUUAGACAAACAAGCCGAUGAUCCACCCAAGGUGUGUAUCUAGACUCUCGCCCCGCUCGACAUGUUGCAAUACCAUUCCAGUCGACAGGCUAUCGCGACACCUUUGAAUUGGAGGUUUCCCCCCUCUCUGGAUGCAGCAGAAACGGAAUUUCGUUGAAGGGAGGCCAGGCCUUUCGGGAUCACCCUCCCAGGCCUUCACCGACCGAGACUCUCCGGAGCAGUGCAGUGCCCCGACGGAGAACCCUUAGCCUACUAUUUUCACUGGGCAAGAUGAUUUGACAUCUUGUACAUCAGCCACCACUGGGAAAAGGCCCAGACCGUCGCGAACCCACUCACCGGCACCGGCGUCGUCGACCGCUAGCAUCACCGCCUACUCAUUGCCCACCCAACUGUCGUCGCACCCGUAUCCGUGCGCGCCGUCCGUCCACCCGCCCAACCCCGUGUUCAUCGAAAUCAAUCUCUCAUUUCCAUCAAUCUGUCCCUUUAACAAGCAAACGGGGGAAAACCCGCCUCCUGCUCGCGGGUUUUGCGUCCCCACCCCCCCUUUAAACGACCGCCGUAAACGGCGUCCGUCCGCCCGUAACGAAUCCAUCUCCUUCCUGCCCGCAGCCAUUAUCGGCACAUCGCAAAGCCGCACGACAACAGUACCAUUUCCACGUCCCGGCGAUCUGUAAUCAAAGUUCCGAUUCGGGGACAUUUCCAAGGCUUCCAAGGCAUACCUGCACAAGCACUCCCACACACUGAUAUAAGGUUGUAGCAGGCCAAAAAAAACCCCCCGACUCAUGUCCCUCCUCCUCCCCCAUCAGCACUGACGUCGAUGCUGUAGGGGGGAGGGGACGCUCGCGACGUGGGUGCGAACCAUGACAUGAUUCGUUGAAAACUCUAACCCAAUCGUGCAUUAUUGUACUAUCAAAGAGCCCAUCAAACCAACCAUGUUUACAGUUUCCCUUCUUGUUCUCUCGUUGAACAAUAACGCUACUUGGGCCAGCUCAAGUCGGUAGCCUAUUUGCCGACU
Molecule: messenger RNA, 2222 nt
Organism: Colletotrichum destructivum
Lineage: Eukaryota; Fungi; Ascomycota; Sordariomycetes; Glomerellales; Glomerellaceae
Exons: 1
Coding region: 1-483 (160 amino acids)
Source: RefSeq, a predicted model, not a curated record